AUGUCGUCCACCGUCUUUCCUCCCCGCGCGCCGCUUCCGAGCCCUGACCAGCAGGCCGCUGGGAUCGAAGCUUGCCUCAGAGUGCAGCGUCUUGCCACGGCCCAGGGCAAGCGACCCUUCGCUGGCGCUCUCAUCGGGCCUGACAACGAGACCUUGCUGCUCACCCACUGUUCCCUCAGCCACGUCGACCAUGCCGAAUCAAGUCUGGCGCGUCUGGCUGCUCUGCACUACCCCCAGGACUUUCUUUGGAAGUGUACGCUCUACUCCACCUGGGAGCCUUGCGCAAUGUGCACAGGCACCAUCUAUUGGGCCAACAUCGGGAGAAUCGUCUAUGCCGCCACCAACGACCAGCUUGCCGAACUGACCGGAAAGGGCAACCGCGAGAAUUACACCAUGAAAUGGCAUUGUCGCGACAUCCUCGAGGGCAGCCAGAAGGAUAUCCAGGUCCUGGGACCCCUGGAGGGACUGGACAAGACGGUCGUGGAGGAAAGCGACGCGUAUUGGAAGCCACUCAGGGAGAAGUCUCAUGCCACCCAAGACAAUCUUUGA
Molecule: messenger RNA, 549 nt
Organism: Diplodia corticola
Lineage: Eukaryota; Fungi; Ascomycota; Dothideomycetes; Botryosphaeriales; Botryosphaeriaceae
Product: cmp deaminase
Exons: 1
Coding region: 1-549 (182 amino acids)
Biological process (GO): purine nucleoside catabolic process
Molecular function (GO): guanosine deaminase activity
Source: RefSeq, a predicted model, not a curated record